AUGUAUAAGAGUUUCCGUAGAACCUUUCAUUAAAGACAUGUUCAUUAUAAUUCCUUCUUUUACCUUUUCGUUUGCUCUCUUUUGCACUUACGGAGCUCACAUUCACGAUAAAAUUAAUGAGGAAUAUGAAAGUUUUGCGACAAAUUGAGAGCUCCUCUCGUCUUUUAAGAGGAGCCCCUCUACAAGUUCGAGCCGGACGGCCAUUGACUAAUUUAGCUUUACGCAGUAGUCAUGCUUUUACCUACAGAAGUCUUGCACCUCUUACUGCGCUUCGCACAUUCGCAAAUGGACGUCCACAUCCUCCAGGUGGUACACAUCGCAUGGAUAUGAGUGGUGGAGAACAAAAGUCUGCCCUCGAACAAUAUGGUGUCGAUUUGACUGCGCGAGCAAAGGAGGGAAAAUUAGAUCCAGUCAUUGGCAGAGAUGGAGAAAUUAAUAGGACUAUUCAAGUACUGUCACGGCGAACGAAGAAUAAUCCGGUAUUGAUCGGAAGUGCAGGAACAGGAAAGACGGCUAUAUUGGAGGGUCUAGCACAACGAAUAGUCCGAGGCGAUGUGCCAGAGAGUGUGAAAAACAAAAGAGUGAUAUCUCUGGAUCUUGGACAGCUUAUUGCUGGAGCAAAGUUCCGUGGUGACUUUGAGGAAAGAUUGAAGUCGGUUUUGAAAGAGGUGGGUAUUCAUUUUGAUUACGGUAGUAUCUUGUCGGCGGAUGUGCCUUGUCAUGUUUGUUUCUCAAGUACGCAGAACCAAGUGGUACACUUGAGACACAUAUCAACCAGCGAUGUAGGCUUCAUAGUUAGAUCUGCUUACAAGGCUACACCUUCCGAACUAAAAUUAUAUCUGCUUAAAGACCUACCAUUUUUUGCUUGAAAUUUGUAAUUGUCUUAAUUUAUUCUAACAUUCCUUAGGUUCAAGAGGCUCAUGGUGGCGUGAUUCUAUUCGUAGACGAACUACACACUUUGCUGGGACUGGGAAAGGCUGAAGGAAGUAUUGAUGCAAGCAAUCUUUUGAAACCUGCACUUUCUCGGGGUGAACUGCAAUGCUGUGGAGCAACCACGCUCAAUGAAUAUCGGCUAAUUGAGAAGGACGUCGCCCUGGCAAGACGCUUUCAGCCUAUCCAAGUCAACGAGCCCACGAUUCAAGACACAAUCAGUAUCUUGAGAGGUAUUAAGGAAAAGUAUGAGGUGCACCAUGGAGUUCGCAUUACAGAUGGAGCCAUUGUUGCUGCCGCUACCUAUAGCAAUCGAUAUAUCACAGAUCGCUUCUUGCCCGACAAGGCAAUAGACCUCAUGGAUGAAGCUGCAAGUGGCCUGAGGUUACAGCAAGAAAGCAAACCGGACGACAUAAUGCAGCUCGACCAAAAGAUUAUGACGCUUCAAAUCGAACUUGAGAGUCUAAGGAAGGAAACAGAUAUCGCUAGUAAGGAACGGCGUGAAAAGCUCGAAAAUGAUCUCAAAGAAUGUCAAGAAGAAGCAAAAGUAUUAACAGAAAAGUGGGAGUCAGAAAGGUCCGAAAUUGAUGCCAUCAAAAAGAUAAAGGAGGAUCUCGAGAAAGCUCGUGUUGAACUGGAUCAAGCACAGCGGGAAAAUAAUUAUGGUCGUGCAGGAGAGCUGCGUUAUUCUAUAAUUCCGUCACUGGAAGCGAAGUUACCGAAAGAUGGAGAGAAGGGCGUUUCUUCCGAAGGCUCUUUGAUCCAUGAUGCCGUAACAGCCGACGAUAUUGCAGCUGUUGUAUCACGUGUCACCGGCAUUCCUGUCACGAAAUUAACUUCUGGUCAUGCUGAGAAGCUUAUUCAUAUGGAAGAUACUUUGCGAGAAUCUGUUCGUGGUCAAGAUGAGGCACUUAGAUCGGUGGCAAACGCGGUUCGAAUGCAACGAGCAGGCUUAAACGGCGAGAACAGACCCCUUGCAUCGUUUUUCUUUCUCGGUCCAACGGGUGUGGGAAAAACUGAACUUUGCAAGAAGAUGGCAAACUUUUUGUUCUCAACCGAAUCAGCUGUUGUUCGGUUCGACAUGAGCGAAUUCCAAGAAAAGCACACAAUUUCUCGGUUAAUAGGUAGUCCCGCUGGAUAUGUUGGAUACGAUGAUGCCGGGCAACUUACUGAAGCCGUCAGAAGAAAACCCUAUGCAGUUCUCCUGUUCGACGAAUUUGAGAAAGCACAUAGAGAUAUCUCUGCUCUGCUUUUGCAAGUAUUGGAUGAAGGCUUCUUAACAGACAGUCAAGGCCACAAAGUUGAUUUCCGCAACACGUUGAUUGUUUUCACAUCCAAUCUUGGUGCAGACAUCCUCGUUGGUCUCGACCCUUUGCAUCCAUACAAAGAGGAGCCCAGUGGUGAUAUUGCGCCUUCUGUUCGCAACGCCGUAAUGGAUGUUGUUCAACACAAUUGUAAGCCCUUUAGACCCCAGUUCACCACUCUCUUCCACAUAUCACUAACAAUAAUAACAGAUGCACCUGAGUUUCUCAACCGUAUUGACGAGUUCAUAAUAUUCAAACGCCUUUCUAACGAAGCACUCCGAGAUAUUGUCGAUAUCCGACUUAGAGAACUGCAGAAGAGACUAGAUGAUCGACGAAUAAAACUUGAAGUAGAUCAAGAGGUUCGCCAAUGGCUUGCCGACAGAGGAUAUGAUCCGAAAUUUGGAGCGCGGCCGCUGAACAGACUCAUAUCCAAGGAGAUCGGUAAUGGAUUGGCUGAUAAAAUCAUCAGGGGAGAAUUGAAGACUGGCGAAACAGCCGUGGUGAAGAUUAAUGCUGAAGGCGACGGCUUAGAUGUCAGGAGCGUGGGCGCCGUGGAAGUGUAAAUUAUUGGGCAAUGACGGUUUGGCAUAUGCAUAAUGGGUUAUGAAAAAAAUGAUUUUAGCGACAUAGUGUAGUGGAUCUCUGCUUUUCGCUUUAGGCGUUGGAGGAUGUAUGGAUAUGCUUCCCUGGAAAUGUGAUACCUCAUCUUUUGUACACUAGAACAUGAUAUUAUUUGACAAAUU
Sclerotinia trifoliorum is the source of this 2977-nucleotide messenger RNA. The record is from the annotation of a GenBank genome assembly. Lineage: Eukaryota; Fungi; Ascomycota; Leotiomycetes; Helotiales; Sclerotiniaceae.